GUGAUGUUCGAACGUCGAUGCAGGUGUGCAGUGUUGCGUCUUCUUUGUAUACUUCACCAUGAGUACUCAGAGUCGCGGAGCGGAUUAUAAUGAAGAUGUGCAUCCGGCACAGAAUUUUAAAUCUCGAAUGCGUCGAAGUUCUUGUCGAAGCAUUCAGCAAGUCGAAAGUUUGCAGGAGCCAGGAUCAAGUAUGGAGUCCGCUGACUAUCAUUCCCACAGAAUGUUGGACGCCUUCGCAAAAAGUAUCAAACAAGAUUCGUUGGAGAAUUUCAAGACCCGCCUUCGAAAAACCAGUGGACUGCAUCAAACUGAGAAACGAUUACCAACGAUCGUACGUCAUCCAUCGGAGAACCUGCUUACAUAUGAGAACGUGUCAACAUGUCGAGUUACAAGACGUCCUUGUCGCACUCCUUCACCUGGUCAUGCCUCGUGUCGGAAACCGUCACCAGGAUUUGCUGUUUCCCCUCGUCGCAGUCCGCGUCGAAGACUUUCGCCCAUGUGCAUGAACCCAGCUUGCCGAAGAAGAAUGCCUUCGCCGUGUCUUGCUUCGUGCUGUUCCUUGGCGGGCGACAUGUCCACGGAGACUCAAAGGACCGAUGUAUUGAGGAAAAGGGUCAGAAAGGCUCAAAGAGCUCGGUUCUACUUGUUGCAACGAGCUGGUCCACAUUCUUUCGUUAUUGGCGGCGAUUUGCCAGCGAAGAACAAGUACAAGAUAGACAUCGGUCCUCAGAGCUGUUCUUGCGGACACGGUCCUUAUUGCGUACACGUCCUCUUCGUUAUGCUGCGUGUUUUUCAGCUGACUGACACUGAUCCGAAGCUUUAUGCGAAAGAUUUGAAGAACUUCGAGGUGGAGUCGCUUUUGGAAAAAUUUGAAAAACGACGUGCGAAUCAGUUGCGACGAAAGAAACCGCCUGACGGAGGAACUUUCCGGAACUCAACCGCGGAAACUACUUUGCCCAAUCAAACCACGUCCUCGGAUGAAGAAUUGUGUGCCAUUUGUUUGUUGGAAAUGGUGGACGGAGAGGGGCUCACGUCUUGUCGCCACGGCUGCAAGAAUCAAUUGCAUUUUCAUUGCAUUGCGAUAUGGGCGGAAGAAUGUCGAAAUCGGCAGGAGCAAGUUUUGUGCCCAUUAUGUCGCACUCCUUGGGAUGAGACAAAGCAUGACAGUGGCUCGAUGUCCAUGGUGGAUGUGUUAGUCUCACCCGGGCUCCUGAGUUCAUCACGCUCCGGCUCGUGUCGGAAGAAAACAUCGUGGCCAUGGAAAUCGUCCAAGUCGACGAACCCUGAUCUAGAAGACUGUAUUGGAAGUACGGAAGACUGUCAGAGUUUUGUGUCAUGCGUUGGUGUUCCAUUGGAAGUUAGAGCAAAAGCAAACGCCUGGAGUCGCAUUUUCGGGGCAGACUUGAUCUCCAGUUUGUUUUCGAGGGAUUGGAGCAUUCGUGCCGCCGGAUUGAGGAAUUUGAAUCUGCAUCUGAGCAGAAUUUUGGCUUCCGGGACAGCUGCUUUCACGACGGAUUGGAUCGUGGAAGCAAUAAGAACGUCAGUCGGAGUUCUCAUGGUGAUGGCGUCGGAUCCUGUGUACAAAGUGUAUGUCGGGUGCAUCCGAGUUCUACGAACUAUCCUGUCUUCUCCCUUCGUUGUUGAUGCAUCUCCUGAAGAAAGUGUCGCUCGGAUGCUUCAGCCGAUAUUGAACGCGAUUAUUCUGCGCUGUGCAGACUCGAACCAGAGGACGAGUCAGUUGAGUUUAGCAACGCUCGCCGAACUCGGCAAAGCCGGAGAAGGUCAGUUGGGAGAAUAUUUCGGUACUCCUGGAUUCAAAGCUCCUUUAGAAGCUGUCCUUGAUGCUGUGAUUGUGGAUGCGGUGCCUGGCGGAGCUGCGGAAUGGCAGUGGACCCUUGGAAGACUCUUAGCUCUCGAACGUUUGGUGGCUGUUUUCCCUCAAGAUUUCUCGAUAGAAUAUGUUCCACUGAAAACGGACACGCAGCAAGGUUCGGAAGGCGAAGAAGAUGGAUAUAUUUUGAGGAAUUUCAACAAAAUCAUGGCCGUUCAGGAAGUAGCUUGCGCUUCGGUGGCAAACUCUCAUGCAGUCGUUGCUCGCACUGCUCGUCAUCUUUUUGUGACUGCGGCACUCAUGUGUUGCGAUGAACCGGCAGCCUACAACGAAGUUUGCGCCAUGUUGGCCACUCUGGAACCCGGUUUGCGGCAAAGACUUCAGAAAAAGAUAAAGCCUUCAAGCUCGGAAGAGUCUGGUAGUACGAGCCAAAAGUUGCAUUUGCGUCUGCCGCUGACGUCCAAGUUGCUGACGCAGUCUUCGAAAAGGCUGCACCAGUUUGUUGUGACGGGUGGAAAAGUUUAUCGUGGUGAGGAAACUGAUGGAUCGAUGCCGCGAGAGGAAGAAAGUUGUGGAAUUGGUCGUCCUCCUGUCGUUCGUCCGACGCAUUUGCCGCUUUUGGGACAUGGAUUGGGGAAGCAGAAACGAGCCAGGUGGUUUCAGUUCCAGAAGACGCAGUUGACGAAGACUGUUGCGCAUGGGGAGAAUAAACAAGCGAUUCCAGUUCUUGAUGCGAAAGCGAAAUUCAAAGCACGAGCGCCUGCAGCGGUUGACGAUGAAAGCGCCUUACGUUUCAAAGCUGAAUUGGUGCCCCUGCGGGUGAACGCGCAGCUGUUGCCUGCAUUGCCGUCUUGGCGACCUAAGCCUGGGCUGAAACUCCAAGAGAAAGCUGAUGCUGGAGCAAACGAUGGUGCUGAGGUCGUUAUUGAUUACAAGGAGGGCAAAGAUUGGGUGCGAGGACCGUUGUUGGGAGCUGGAGCCUUUUCUUCCGUCUAUCAGGCGAGAGACGCGAAAACGGGUUCAAUAAUGGCCGUUAAACAGGUCCCCUUGAGACGGAAUUCGAGAGAAGAGGAGAGACGUGUUGAAAAUGAUAUGAAAGCGGAAAUCGAUCUAAUGACGCAGCUGGAUCACGAGAAUAUCGUGCGCAUUAAGUUUGCGUGCCGUGACUUACGAGUAUUCAACAUUUUCAGUGAAUGGAUGCCAGGGGGUUCCGUGGCUGCCUUACUUGAAAAAUAUGGCGCCUUUUCUGAUCAGGUCAUAAUCAGUUACACGAGCCAGGUCAUUCAAGGCCUCGCUUAUCUCCACGAUCACCAAGUUCUUCAUCGUGACCUGAAGGGCGCCAAUCUGCUUGUCGACAAGGACGGACAAAUGGUGAAAAUUGCGGAUUUCGGCACUGCUGCGCUUUUGCGGGGAGCUCGUGGAACGGUUGCGGGGGAAUUGCGAGGACAAGUGACGGGCACAGUAGCAUUCAUGGCGCCGGAAGUGCUUCGAGGCGACGACUAUGGGCGGAAGUGCGACGUCUGGAGUGUUGGUUGCUGUGUGUUGGAAAUGGCCACUGCGAAGUUGCCGUGGGACGAGCUGCGGAUUGCAAACAAUCUUGCGCUAAUGUUUAAGGUGGGGGUCAAUGUUCUUCAUGUAUUUCAUUGGAGAAAUUCCUCAAGAAUGUGACGAUUUUAAUUGAAACAGUAGAAUCUCAUCGCAAUGAAUUAUUGGUCACGAAGAAGUUAUUUCUCAGGUCCCUAGCCUAAUAGCGAUAAUGUUAUUCAAGUAACUUCAUAGCGAAUUUAACAAUUUACCUUCAUGACGAGUCUUUUUUCCCAGUCCUGACAGCUUCGGCGUAACGAGAUUUUACUGUGAUUCGAUAUUCCGUGAUCGAAAAUCGCAGCUGUGUCUUAGCUGUGGGAUUGUGUGUCUGAGCCUGCUGUGGUACAGUAAUCGGUCAGUUUCGCGUUUACUAAUUCAAAGGAAAUUGGUUCUAUGUUCGCGAAUCAAAAUCCUGCUUCGAUUUAAUAGUUAAACGUCGUAUGUUUUUAAUUUAAAAAUUCCAAUUUCUGCGUCGAAUCUGUCGAAACAGAAGUUUGAGUUCGUUCGUAUAAGGUAAGACCUUCUUCUCCCUGGGAGACUCCAGAAAUUGAACCAAGUACCAGUUCCACUCAAUUUAUUAUUCAAGAUCCCGCUUCAAUUGCCUAUCAAAUGGCUGAAUCACCGACCGUCUCGAGAAGAACUUCACUUGACUUGAAUUCUGACCCAACGAAAUUUCCCGACCUCCUCCGUGCUAAAUUAAGUGAUUCGGGCCAACUUGACGUGAUCUUACUCAACGUAUCUCAACUUAAUUUCGACCGAACAACCUGCGAAAUUCAGGCGACCCGUAAAUGACAUUUUCUAAUGCAAAACUCACGGAGUUGGAUGUCGCGUGUUAAAAAUAAAAAAAAAACUCGGAAAGGUCUGUAAUCUUUCAAAUUGUGCAUUAUUUCCUACUUGAAAGAAUCUGCUUCAAUCGUGCGUGAAAUUGAAGAAAAUUAGUUUCGCGAGAACAUCAAGGAAAAGGAUUCAAGUACUGUAUGUGUCAAUUUAUCCCGAGAAUUCUUAUUGUUGAUUUUAUUUGGCGUGAGAACCUUUUAUGAGCGUUCAAGGAAUCGUGUUCCUGGAUUGUGAAUGUCCACGCACACAAUUUUGAUCUCAUCUGAAGUAUGUUGAAUUGGUUAUGAUAGUAAUGAUUACGGGAUAACUUUUCAAGCACAAAAAAACUAUCGUUUUAAAUUGAAUUUUCGGUUGAUACGCGCUCAAUUUACCUUUAUCAACGGGAAAUAAUCAAAGGUUUUGUGACUGUGUAGGUUGCAAGAACUGAAGCACCGCCGGCAGUCCCCGUGACUUUAUGUGAAAGCUUGAGGGAUUUCGCAUUACGGUGCUUGGAAAUUGACCCCAACCGGCGUCCGUCUGCCAAGGAGCUCCUGAAUCAUCCAAUAUUCGACGUCGACGCAUCUGGAACGUCUUCGAGGAACGCGACUUGAAUCUUUGGCAUCUAAAAACAAAACGCUUCUGACAAACCUUGAUCGGAUCAUGGCGAAAAAAAACCUUAAAAGAAGAUUCUUGCGUUUCUUCAAAGUUCAGCUGGUAGGUAAGAUAUGGUUUCAUUUCGAAAGAGUCUAGACUACAUCAGUAUCUUUGUGAAAUCAUGAAGGGUAUCCGUACCCUGUGUUCAUAUUACCACCUGUGCGGAAGUUUGUAUCACUCGGAUCUCGUCCUGAAUUUUUCAACAUUUUACCUGCUUCCAUUUUCUUUCUUUUUUUCUCUGAAGAGAAAAAGAUAUUUGAACAAUCGUUUGCGGUGAAGACCGAAGUUUAACCCUUACCUGACGAGAAACGUGAACCGUUGCAGCAGUUCUACCAAUUUAAUGAACGAUUUCUUUAAUUUUGUAUAUACUGUACGAGGCCUUGUGGAAAGCACUCAUGCGUGCCAAGUAGAUCAAAAACCGUUCGUUCGGGAGAGAUUUUAGGAAAAGACGUGUUCUGCAAGGUUUUUAUAUAAACAAAUGGAGUCUCGGGAGGAUAUUUUUGUCAAUUUUUCUUAGUGUAGUCAGCAUUUUUCGAGCUUCGCUCCCACCGAUGCUUUAUAUUCUUGAUCUUGUGGAUACUUCGGCUGCUGUGUUUGUCCAAAGAAAGAAGUGAGGAGCUGUUCGAUCUGCCUACGAAACAUUGUCGUUGUGCCUUUUUUUUUGUGUUGUGUUGAACUCUUGUGCCGAUCUGGGGCCAUUAAUAUAGCGAAUGAAGUGAGGAAAAACGUUUGUUUUUUUCUUACUGCGUGGUGUGCCGUGUCAACAAUUUUUGCGGAAAUGUUGCAGUGGCCGGUUUCUUUUUUUUUAAUUGUGGUGUUGGAACUAACGUUCUGUCAAGAUGGUGACGGGUAAUGGGGUACAGGAAGAGAAGCCGAUUGUCAGGACCCUGCCGCAAUCGCCUACUGGUUUCUUGAACUUUGCGAAAAACAUUAUGUUCUUGCUGGGAUCCGUUGUUGUGAUCUUCAUUGCAUUUCGCAAUACUCUGACAUGGCAUGCGCAAAAGUUCUGGGGAGCAUCGGCGGAUUUUUGGGAGCACCUGUGGGGCAUGUAUCUGGAUGUGUUCAUCAGAGUUUUCGGAGAGAGCAAUUUGGAAAUCAAACUGAUGACAUGGGGUUCAUCACUGGUAGUUUUCUUGGUUUAUUGGUCACUCGGGGCCAUUUACACGUUUUUCGACUAUUUUAAUGUACCCGAGUGGAUUCGGAAGUACAAAAUUCAGCCCGGAACGAAUGAACCUGUGGAACGUCGCCGACUUUUGCAGGUGGUUGGUCAAGUUUUGGUGAAUCAAAUCGUCGUCGGUGUGCCUUUUGCAUUCGUUACGUCUAUCCUUUUGAAAGCAAGAGGUUGCACAGGAUCAAGGAAGCUUCCUUAUUUUGAAGAAGUUGUUUUUGAACUCAUCAUCAUGGUUAUUGUUGAAGAAGCAAUGUUCUACUACUCUCACAGGUUAUUGCAUCACAAACUCUUGUACAAGUAUAUUCACAAGCAGCAUCACGAAUGGACUGCGCCGAUUUCCGUGACCGCGAUUUAUUGCCAUCCGUUGGAGCACUUAUUCAGCAACCUUCUUGGUCCGUUUGCUGGCGUACUAGUCUGUGGUUCGCACAUUGCAACGCAGUAUCUUUGGUUCUCCAUGGCUAUUGCGAACACACUGAAUGCGCACUCUGGGUAUCAUUUGCCAUUUUUUCCGUCUCCAGAGGCACACGAUUUCCACCACCUCAAGAUUUACAAUCCCUUUUUCUCUGACGGCGCUGAAGAAGAAGAAGCUGGGGAAAUUAGAAACGUCACUUAUGGUGAGGCAUUAGAACUUGCAGAGCAGGGUUGUUCUUACGCUACCAUUUGUCCAAUUAGAAUUAAACUUUUAAUUAACGGAUUGGACUGGAUAAUUGCCAUCAUCUCGGCAGCAGAAGACCCAAUUAAUGAUGCCCUAUGUUCGGUAGUUAGUAUUGUUGCUAUUGCGGCAUGGACAGAAUCAUACUUGUAUAAAGGGUCACGCAUCGCUUCAGGCAACCUUGAUUGUCUCGGCGUGCUGGCUGCACCCGGUUGCGUCAUCAUGGUUUCCGACAUCGUGGGGAGAGUUUCCUCAUCGGCGGCCAUGAUGGUUUCCUCAGCUGCUGUUGCGCCAGGAGAAAGAAACUUUCCUAUUUCGUCAGUCACCCUUGAUUGUCUCGGCGUGCUGGCUGCACCCGGUUGCGUCAUCAUGGUUUCUGACAUCGUGGGGAGAGUUUCCUCAUUGGCGGCCAUGAUGGUUUCCUCAGCUGCUGUUGCGCCAGGAGAAAGAAACUUUCCUAUUUCGUCAGUCACGUCUGAAAAUAAUUCG
This is a messenger RNA of Notodromas monacha, 7197 nucleotides long. The record is from the annotation of a GenBank genome assembly. NCBI's taxonomy places the organism in Eukaryota, Metazoa, Arthropoda, Ostracoda, Podocopida, Cyprididae.